Rotaria socialis is the source of this 1347-nucleotide messenger RNA. Lineage: Eukaryota; Metazoa; Rotifera; Eurotatoria; Philodinida; Philodinidae. The record is from the annotation of a GenBank genome assembly.
AUGUUACGAAAUUCUUCAGUAUUAUUAUUACUUUUUAUUUUUCUUCUUCUUAUUUUGUUUUAUCAAUUAAAAUAUACAAUCGAUCCAUCUGUUUCAAUAAAAGUUCCAGUGUCACAAAACAAUGAAAAAUUUAAAAUCAUAUCAAAUGAAUAUUCAUCUCUUUGGUAUCAAAAGCAUUGCUUGAAAACUAAAUUAGCACAAAAGCUCGUCGUAGAAGAUCUUGUUAAAUAUUUAAAUAAUGCACAUACAUCGAAAAAUCAAAUUUGUCGACAAUUUGCAACCAUAUUUUAUGCUAUAUUUCGUCUAGAAGAAAUGUAUGGUUUAUUAAAAUUAUCACCAGUAUAUCUAAAUAAAAUAAAUCAAUGGCUACACAAUGAUCAAAUACUUAUUGAACAAAUAAAAAAACAGCGUAUUAUUAAAAUAUACAAUCGCUAUACACACGAAGAAAUGUUAUACAAUUAUAUGCGUAGUCAACGACCACAAACAAAGAGUGAUAUAUCACCUAAUGAAUAUACAUCGAAACUAUUGGAAGAUAGCAGGAAAACGUGUGAUUUUUGUGGAAAAAAUUAUUUGAAUUCAACAGCUGAAGAUCGACUUGGACGUCUUGAGCAUCGUCUUUCAUAUACAGCUGCUAAUACAUUUAAAUAUGAUCGUUGGCAUACGCUUAUUGUGUCACGUAAUCAUGAUACAUUACAUUUAACAGAAGAUGAAAUUGGUGAUAUGUUUGAAUUAGCACAAGAAUGGUUUCAUAAAGCUUACUCAAUGGAACCAAUGUAUACAUGUCCUGAAAUGAUAUGGGAUGCAAUGCCUAAGAGUGGUGCUUCACAAAUGCAUACACAUCUUCAAGCUAGUUUAGGCUUUGAUAUUUAUUAUGGAAAUAUUGAACGAACAAGACAAGGUGCUCGUUUUUAUGCACAAAAUAAUAAUGGAAGAAAUUAUUUUAAAGAUUAUCUUUACAUUCAUCAAGUAUUAGGUUUAACAAUACAAAUUGGAAAUACAACUGUUAUUGUUCAUCUUACACCCAUAAAAGAUCUUGAAAUAAUGAUUAUGGAUGAAAAACUUAAUAGAAAUUUCUAUAAAGCACUACAUCUUGUUUUAAGAACAUUUGUUGAUGAUCUCAAUGAAUAUAGUUUUAGUUUUGGAAUGUAUUUACCUCCAAUGAAUGAAACAUCGUCGAAGGAUGGUCAUGAAAUGCCAGUUGUAUGUCGUCUUGUUUUUCGAAAUCCAGUGACUAAUUUACGAUCGGAUAUGAACGGGCUUGAUCUGUAUACGAGUUCAGUUAUUGGUAAAGAUCGUUAUGUACUCUAUCGACAAUUGAAAGACGGAAUAGAAAAACGUCUAAAAUAA